This is a messenger RNA of Penicillium manginii, 813 nucleotides long. RefSeq lists its product as uncharacterized. The transcript has a single exon. NCBI's taxonomy places the organism in Eukaryota, Fungi, Ascomycota, Eurotiomycetes, Eurotiales, Aspergillaceae. The record is from RefSeq and is a predicted model, not a curated record. The coding region runs from base 1 to 813 and encodes 270 amino acids.
AUGCCUGACUUGAAAGAUCUUCCCGCCCAGGGUACCGGAUUUCGACUCCCCACAACUGAAGAAAUCGACAUCAUUCUUCGACCUUAUCGCUGUGAAAAUUUGCGAUGGUACGCGAUGUAUCCGUUUCCGGAUCAUAUAUGUCCCUAUCUCUUGCGGACUUAUUACAGUGCCUUGAACUCAGACCAGAGAGUCAAAGAUGAUACGCAAAUGGAAGAAUGGAUCGAUACGGAAAAAUUUGGAGAAGAGGCGGAAUGGGCUGUUCUUGAUAGUGAGGACUUGUUUAAUUUUGGGCCUGGUUCGGAGUCAUGGCGUCAGAUCUAUGAUAUUAUACCUGAGCUUGCUGGUCCGCUUUUGUUACAGCCUUUUCAAGUUCGUUCUGGUGAUGGUGAGUGUGUAGUCAAGCGUGUCCCUGGUCCAGGGGAUGAUAUCCUGAAGAAUAUGUAUAUCUAUUUCAAGAGAGAUCUUGCUACCGCUAAAGAGGAUGAUCCUGCAGCGUGGCUUCAUGAGCGGGAUUCGGUGAUUGAAUCGACUGGGAUGGCAUUACAGAAAGUUGUUACGAGCACGUAUAUGGUUGUUGCAGAUCAGGAAGCCUUCCAGACGGGAAAGCUUCUGGUACUGUAUUUGGAUGGCUUUCGAAGGGUUAUUCGUGAGGUCCGUAUUGAUGAUGAGCUUGAUGAUAUUGGUAGUAUUGUUGGAUCUUGGACGGAAACGAGUGAUCUUCCGGACUAUUCGAUUCUUUCGGAGAGAUAUCGAGUGAAUGGUGAUCUGGGGCGCGAAUUGUAUCAAUUGAUUGAGGUCCUUGCGGAUUUGUGA